AUGAGCGCAAUAGCUACCUAUACAUCCGAUCGUGCACCUACCGUAAACCCCACCUCCUCGUUUUGGAAUACUGACCCCAAAGAACUCGAUGAUUUUCAAAGCUCGUCCGAACUACCAACAACGGCCGAUAUCGUGAUUAUCGGGUCCGGGCUAUCAGGCGUUGCCACUGCAUACUUUAUUCUCAUGGACAACCCUCGUCCCCCCUCUAUCGUUCUCCUUGAAGCGAGGCAGAUAUGUUCAGGAGCAACUGGCCGCAAUGGUGGUCACGUGAAGCCUGAUAUCUUUUCCGACAUCCCUAAAUUUGCCAGGCUCUUUGGCUCGGCAGCUGCGGCAGAGCUGGCCGUCUUCGAAGCGGCUCAUGUGUAUGCUGUCAAGGAUCUUGUGGAGAACGAGAACAUAGACUGCGACUUUCAUCUCACCAGAGCACUGGACGUAUAUCUCGAGUCCAAACACGCCGAAGAAGUCCGGGUGACUUAUAAAAGCCUUUCUCAAAGAGAAGGCAUGAACCUUACCGAUGUGGCCUUCAUUGGUAAGAAGGAUGCCGAGAGGGUCUCAGGUGUAAAGGAGGCUAAAUGCUGUAUUUCAUACACUGCAGCCCAUCUAUGGCCAUCGAAGCUAGUUCAUGACCUACUCAACAGGAUGACUGAGCGCGGUGUCAGUGUUCACGCCCACACUCCUGUCUUGUCGGUAACUCAAUCUGAAGAUGAUGAACCUGGGUCUUGGUCUGUCAGCACGUCUCGUGGGACCAUCCAAACAGCCAAAGUCGUUUAUGCGACCAACGCCUAUACAUCGCAGAUCCUGCCUGAGUAUACCCGAGCAAUCACUCCAGUUCGAGGCAUCUGCAGUCACAUCAAGAGUGUCAAAGGAACGGAAACUCCUCACCUCGUCAAUACGUACGGCAUUAGGUUCGAUAAAUUCAACAAUGAUUACCUCAUACCACGGGCAGAUGGAAGUAUCAUCGUUGGAGGCGCAAGACAGGCAUUCUGGAGGCAGAAACACCGAUGGUUCGAUAAUGUCCGGGACGAUGAGCUGAUCGAGGAGGCUGUUCCAUACUUUGACAACUACAUGCAACGCCACUUUCGCGGAUGGGAAGACAGUGAGAUGAAGACCGAUAAGGUCUGGACCGGAAUCCUGGGUUACAGCUCUGACUUCAUGCCUCACAUUGGUGAAGUUCCGGGAAAGCCUGGCCAGUUCAUCAUUGCGGGUUUUACUGGUUAUGGCAUGCCUAAGAUUCUAUUGUCGAGCAAGGCCUUAGCUAAGAUGGUACGCGAUGGCGCUUCUUUCGAGCAGACAGGUUUGCCUCGUAUCUUCAAGACGACCAAGGAGCGGAAUGAGUCGAAGUCAAGCCCGCUAGAAGAAUCUUUGAAGUCCUUGUGGACUGAAAAUCCAAAGCUGUAA
Fusarium coffeatum is the source of this 1398-nucleotide messenger RNA. RefSeq lists its product as uncharacterized. Lineage: Eukaryota; Fungi; Ascomycota; Sordariomycetes; Hypocreales; Nectriaceae. Gene Ontology annotation, cellular component: cytoplasm. Gene Ontology annotation, molecular function: oxidoreductase activity. Bases 1 to 1398 code for a protein of 465 amino acids. The transcript is spliced from 3 exons. The record is from RefSeq and is a predicted model, not a curated record.